Histoplasma mississippiense is the source of this 1143-nucleotide messenger RNA. RefSeq lists its product as hypothetical. Gene Ontology annotation, molecular function: pyrimidine nucleotide transmembrane transporter activity. The record is from RefSeq and is a predicted model, not a curated record. The transcript is spliced from 2 exons. NCBI's taxonomy places the organism in Eukaryota, Fungi, Ascomycota, Eurotiomycetes, Onygenales, Ajellomycetaceae. Gene Ontology annotation, cellular component: mitochondrion. Bases 1 to 1143 code for a protein of 380 amino acids. Gene Ontology annotation, biological process: pyrimidine nucleotide import into mitochondrion.
AUGGGCCGUACCAGCUCGUCAAGAACUCUUGGCGGCUCUCCCUCGCAACAAGGGAUCUCAAAUUCUGACAACCAAUCGACAACUCCUACAUUACAUUCCGGGGCGACUCCGCCUCCAGGAUCGUCUCCUUUGAAAAGUCUACAGGUAUAUUCCACACGGAUUCCUCAGACGUACAUUACGCCCUUCUGCGGGGCUAGCGCUGGUGUUGCGUCGGGUAUCGUGACGUGCCCGCUGGAUGUGAUAAAGACAAAAUUACAAGCACAAGGAGGGUUUCAACUCCGUCGGAAUGGCAAACUGAUUGAGUCCGGAACACUAUAUCGGGGGAUGUUCGGGACGGGGAAGAUGAUAUGGCGAGAUGAAGAUAACUGGUGGUUAGCCCGAGCAUACGCAUCACUCACAGCUGGCACUUGCUCAACAGUAGCAACAAACCCAAUAUGGGUUAUCAAGACGAGGCUCAUGUCACAGGGUUUUCGACCUGCUAGUAACGGUUAUCAAGCUCCAUGGUACUACAAGAACACAUUGGAUGCGGCACGCAAGAUGUACGCGAGUGAAGGCCUCCGUGCUUUUUACUCUGGCCUCACUCCCGCACUCCUCGGACUUUCACAUGUCGCCAUUCAGUUUCCACUAUAUGAAUAUUUCAAGAUGGCUUUCACUGGCUUUGGAAUCGGUGAACACCCAGAUGCCGGUUAUCCCCACUGGACAGGAAUCUCAGCAGCCACUUUUCUUAGUAAAGUAUGCGCCAGCACAGCAACAUACCCGCACGAAGUCCUUAGAACCCGACUGCAAACACAACAAAGAUCCUCACCGGCCUUUUCAUCAGAAGGAAUUGCAUUUCGAGGUGGACUUGAACAGCCGCAGGAUCACGGCAGGCCGCCAGGGACUGGUGCGGGUGCGUCCUCCUCAGAUGGGAUGCGCAACCGUCCGCGAUAUCGUGGCGUAAUUCGCACGUGCCAGACUAUUUUGAUGGAGGAGGGCUGGCGCGCGUUCUACGCUGGGAUUGGAACGAAUUUGUUCCGCGCUGUGCCAGCGGCUAUGACGACGAUGCUCACCUAUGAAUACCUUAGAAACAUUAUCCACUGGAUGCAACACGAAGGCGAACAAGUGCUGAUUAUGAGCGAGGAGGAUGGCUCAUCCGCAUAUUGA